This is a messenger RNA of Asparagus officinalis (garden asparagus), 1725 nucleotides long. RefSeq names its product hydroxyproline O-arabinosyltransferase 3-like. Gene Ontology annotation, molecular function: glycosyltransferase activity. Bases 236 to 1339 code for a protein of 367 amino acids. The transcript has 11 exons. Lineage: Eukaryota; Viridiplantae; Streptophyta; Magnoliopsida; Asparagales; Asparagaceae. The record is from RefSeq and is a predicted model, not a curated record.
UGCCGACCUGAAUAAAAUAGAACGAUUUCUCUAAUUAGAAUUAGAAUAAACCCCCCCCACCUCAACUUCCCACUUCCUCAAUUUUCAAAUCUCCAAAAAUUCUCAGAUCCAAAACUCAAGUUUGAGAAGGCCAGUUUGUGAAUUAUCCGAUCUGGGGCUCUUGCAUGUUAGUUUGUUCUUCAAUUCCCUGACCCGGGUUCUUGCAUGUUACUCAGAGGCUGAAUUUUCAAGCAAAAUGAUCAAUAGGAAGGCUAUGGGGAAGGCUUCCCCAAUUUUCCUAAUACUACUGACUCUAGGGUUCUUCUUUGCGACCUACAACCUAGUCACACUAGUAAUCCACAACCAGAAUCAAGAACGGGUGAAAGAGAUGAUAGGUUCGACGACUGCUGACCCGGUAAUUCAAAUGCCCGAGGAGUUGAAGAAGUCGGUGGGACCAAAAAGGCCAUUUCAUGUUGCGCUAACGGCGACGGAUGCUCCUUAUAGCAAAUGGCAGUGCAGGAUAAUGUACUACUGGUACAAGAAGAUGAAGGAGGUGGAGGGGUCAGAUAUGGGAGGGUUUACAAGAGUUUUGCAUUCUGGGAACCCUGAUAACUUGAUUGAUGAGAUCCCCACCUUUGUUGUCAACCCCCUGCCGUCUGGCAUGGACCGGGGUUAUAUUGUAUUGAACAGACCAUGGGCAUUCGUGCAGUGGCUUGAGAGAGCACAUAUUGAAGAAGACUAUAUACUAAUGGCUGAACCGGAUCACAUCUUUGUGAACCCUUUACCAAACUUGGCUCGAGGAAGUUAUCCUGCAGCGUUCCCUUUUUUCUACAUUAAACCAACAGAUAAUGAGAAAAUCAUACGGAAGUUUUAUCCUGAAGAGAACGGUCCUGUGACUAAUGUUGACCCAAUAGGGAACUCUCCUGUUAUUAUUCAGAAGUCCCAGUUGCAAAAAAUUGCUCCUACAUGGAUGAAUGUCUCAUUGAAAAUGAAAGAUGAUCCAGAGACAGAUAAAGCUUUUGGUUGGGUAUUGGAAAUGUAUGCUUAUGCAGUGGCGAGUGCGUUGCAUGGAGUCCAACAUAUUCUUCGAAAAGAUUUUAUGAUACAGCCUCCAUGGGACUUGAAGGUGGGAGGAACAUUUAUAAUUCAUUACACUUAUGGAUGUGAUUAUUCAUUAAAGGGCGAGCUUACUUAUGGAAAAAUCGGCGAGUGGCGCUUUGAUAAAAGAUCUCACCUUCAUGGCCCACCUCCAAGAAAUCUUACCUUACCACCACCAGGGGUCCCUGAAAGUGUGGUUACCCUCGUGAAAAUGGUUAAUGAGGCUACAGCUAAUAUUCCAGGCUGGGAUGAUUCAAGCUAGUGAAAUAUUAUAAAAGAGACGGCAUUUUAAGGAAACUAGCUGUUAAAUUUUCUUUUAGACACACAAUCGGAAAGAGCGCGCCCAUAAUAAACAUAAGAGGAAGAUCGUCUUGGUUGAGAGAAAGAUGGAGCAGAAGUAACUGUACUUUUCUGGUGGCUGUUUCUAAAUAAGCAAACUCCUCAAUCAAAUGCCGAAGCUUCCAUAGGUUGCUGGUUUCCUUCAACAGUUUCUUCAAAGGUUGUCAUGAUUUGAAGUGGGUUUUGUGAUGCACAGUGUAGUAGACUCUCAGUAGGAACUUUAGCAUCCGUCACAAUGUUUCAUUGAUUACAGUGGAUGAACUCUUUUAAGUUACUCUUCCUUGAUUUAUAGAUUUUACCAUUUGUGAA